Molecule: messenger RNA, 327 nt
Organism: Lottia gigantea (owl limpet)
Lineage: Eukaryota; Metazoa; Mollusca; Gastropoda; Lottiidae
Exons: 2
Coding region: 1-327 (108 amino acids)
Source: RefSeq, a predicted model, not a curated record
AUGACGAAAAGGACCCCCAGGAACAAUGAAGCGGAGGAAACGUUGACGCCUGAUUUGUUUGAUCUUGUGGAUGGAAUUGAUGAAGGGUUCGUCGAAGAAAAGGAGGCUUCCACCAAAAAUGGCCACGUCGUCUGCAAAGGGCUGCUUGGAAAAGACUCGAAGCUGGAGAUUGAUAUUGAAAUGGGGAAAGUUACGGAAGAAAAAGAUGAGGGAUUUUCAUCUCUGGGUGCCAGUUUAACAGACGUGGAAGCAACGCCUGCAAAGAAUUCUGAUGUUUUUGUGGAAGCAGACGACAUCGGAUCUUUGCCGCCUGAAAUUGGUGCGUAG